CUCAGUUUCGCCCAGGCGCUGCGGGGUUUAUUAGCCCGGGUGGGGCAGCGCCAGCGAUCGCAGCGGGAGGAGCAGCGGUAGCGGCCCCAGGUGGGUGUAACCGGAGACGGGAGGCGCGGCCAGGCCACUACCUGCGGAACCCGUCGGGCAGCUCAGCCAGUGACUGGGAGCGGUUCCCCGAGGCGCACACACAGGUCGCUGUUCCGCAGCUACAGGGCCAAGCGCUCCGGACCCCCCCGCCCGCCAUGGAGCCGCUCCGCGGGGCUGCGCUGCUGCUGCUGCUGGCCGCCGUGUGCUGGGCUCAGCCGGACCAGGGUUGUACAUGUGCCAAAAACAAACGCACAUUCAACUGCAUUAGGAAUGGCACUAGCUGCUUGUGCACAUCCAUUGGGUCAGAAGUGUCAGUCAGGUGUGACACACUGACUUCAAAAUGUCUGCUGAUGAAGGCAGAAAUGGCUGGCUCGAAGUCUGGUCGUAGGAGGAAACCAGAACAUGCAUAUGUAGACAACGAUGGCAUUUAUGAUCCUGACUGUGAAAACAGUGGCAUCUUCAAGGCUAGGCAGUGCAAUGGAACUUCCUGCUGGUGUGUGAACACAGCUGGAGCAAGAAGAACUGAAAAGAUUGACACAGACUUGCAGUGCAGUGAACUAGUCAGAACAAGCUGGAUCAUCAUUGAAACAAAACACAGUGAGAGAAGUACAGGUGUGGAUGCUUCUCAUUUGAAGGAAGCCAUCAAAAAUGAAUUUAAGGAGCGUUACUUGCUGGAUCCAAAGUAUAUAAGUGAUGUUGUGUAUGAAAACCCUUAUAUCACUAUUGAACUGAAGCAAAAUGUUUCCCAGAAGUCUGCUCAGGAUGUGGAUAUAGCUGAUGUGGCUUACUACUUUGAAAAAGAUGUCAAAGGUGACUCUCUAAUUCAGAGUGGCACACUAAACAUAAACAUCAGUGAAGGACCUCUAAAAUUUGAUCAAGCUCUAAUCUACUAUGUUGAUGAAAAGCCACCAGAGUUUUCCAUGAAACGUCUGACUGCUGGUGUUAUUGCAGUCAUUGUAGUGGUGAUACUAGCAAUUGUUGCUGGAAUUAUUGUACUGGUUAUCACUAGGAAAAGGAGGGGCAAGUAUGAGAAGGCUGAGGCAAAGGAAAUGAAUGAAAUGCAAAGAGAACUAAACCCAUAACUGAAGUCACUAAAGACAAAUCGUGAACUAUCAAGAAGGCAAACAGAACUAAAACAAGACUAGAAGUGUGGAUUUAAAUUUUGUAUAUGUUUGUGGUCUACGGG
This is a messenger RNA of Chelonoidis abingdonii (Abingdon island giant tortoise), 1276 nucleotides long. RefSeq names its product epithelial cell adhesion molecule (gene EPCAM). NCBI's taxonomy places the organism in Eukaryota, Metazoa, Chordata, Testudines, Testudinidae. The record is from RefSeq and is a predicted model, not a curated record. Gene Ontology annotation, molecular function: cadherin binding involved in cell-cell adhesion. Gene Ontology annotation, cellular component: bicellular tight junction; membrane.